Molecule: messenger RNA, 1125 nt
Organism: Telopea speciosissima
Lineage: Eukaryota; Viridiplantae; Streptophyta; Magnoliopsida; Proteales; Proteaceae
Product: protein TIC 21, chloroplastic-like
Exons: 4
Coding region: 84-956 (290 amino acids)
Source: RefSeq, a predicted model, not a curated record
GUUGGAAGACAAGAACCCCAAGUUGCGAACUUGGAAGUUGGGAGUUGCAGAGGGCCCUUGUUCCUGAAGCACCUUCCUUCCUAAUGCAGAUCACACUACUGCUACCUGCAGCUCGCUCCAAUGGAGUCGCAUCUGCAUCCUUGCCUUUUCCCCAUCUCCCUCGUCUCCCCCGUCGGACCAUCUCUUCCCACCACCAUGCUCUUUCCUUCUUCCCUCCCAAGUCGUCAGCCUCCUUAUCAUCUCUUCCUCUCCUUGAGUCGCGUAUCUCCUCUGCUCCCUUCUAUGUCUCCUACAACAGAAGCAGAACUGUUGCCUCCUCUCUCGUUUCCCCCUCCUUCCCUUCCCCCACUGAUGAAUCCGAAAAGGCUAAACUUGAUCAGGUUGCCAAGAGACUAGAGAGUACUUCCAGAUAUUUCAAGCGGUUGGGUAGUUUAGGGUUUUGGGGACAGCUGGUUUGUACUGUAGUUGCCGCUGUAAUUUUAUCCUUCUCCGUUGUCGUGACUGGGAAAAUUUCUUCGCCACCUACGUUCUAUUGUACUGCUGGAGGGAUAGCUGCCGCCUUCAUUUCCGUCUUUUGGUCCUUUGGUUACAUCCGUCUGUCGGAUAGGCUUCGUAAAACUGCCAGCGAGCCUUCAAAGGCUCCCCCUCGAGCUGAAGUUGUAAAGAGUUUGAAGAAUGGUAUAGUGUUGAAUCUUCUUGGAAUGGGUGCUGCGAUUCUCGGCAUGCAAGCUACAGUAGGGCUAUUAGUUGCAAAGGCCCUUACUUCCUCAGUAAAUCCUUACUCCCAGGGCAUCUCUCCUGGUUACAGUCCUGUGCUAGCUUUGGAUGUAUUCUUGGUUCAGGCCUCAGCCAACACCAUUCUUUCUCAUUUCUUGGGGCUUGUUUUCUCAUUGGAACUACUGCGGUCAGUGACAUUACCACCCGCAGAAGCCGCUCCAAUCCCGAGACUUGCUUAAGCUUCUACUAUUGCAUGGUGAAGGAAAUUCGAUCCAGAUCUGUAGAGGAAAUUUGUUUUUGGAUCCUGAUUUCGAGAUGAGGGAUGUUUUUUUGUUUUUUUUUGUGAGAUAUUAAUGUACUUUUGACUCAUUUACUCCCUCCCAAUUCAAGAUCUCAUUUCUCUUGUGU